This is a messenger RNA of Chelmon rostratus (copperband butterflyfish), 948 nucleotides long. Its product is annotated as membrane-anchored junction protein. Gene Ontology annotation, cellular component: nuclear inner membrane. The transcript has 11 exons. Gene Ontology annotation, molecular function: DNA binding. NCBI's taxonomy places the organism in Eukaryota, Metazoa, Chordata, Actinopteri, Chaetodontiformes, Chaetodontidae. Gene Ontology annotation, biological process: meiotic attachment of telomere to nuclear envelope; homologous chromosome pairing at meiosis. The record is from RefSeq and is a predicted model, not a curated record.
AUGUUUACAACUGCCACUUCCUGCUACACGUGGGUGAAGUACGCUUCCUGGGCGAUCUACUCAUUUCAUGCUCGCCAUUUUCUGUAGACAUUACGGUCAGCCAUGCCACUGCAGACCUUCUCCUUCCCUCUCCCCGAAACUCGAUUCAUCAAAGCUGGUAAUUUUAUCUACAAGUUCAAACUCAGGGGAGGCAGCAGCUACAGUGGAGAGGAGCUUAUGGAAGGAAACUGCUUCAAUCAGGAGCUGGAGGAAAUCACCAGGACUGUUCUCGGCAACCUGGACAGUCUCCAGCCCUUCUGUAGUCCCCACUUCAACGUCUUCCCCUAUAAGAAACGGUGGGAGGGCAUGGCUAAGGUGACGUGCAAGCAUUGUGAGAAGAAGCUGAGGGCCUACCCGUCUAUUCUCGUCCUCUACCUGGAGAAAAACACGGCAAACGGUGAGGACGAACGUCUCAGCGUGCCUCCCUGUGUGACGGAGUGGAAAGCAGAGAAGAGAAGAGAAGAAGUUGAGCCCAGUGAGUUGCUGUUCUCUUACUUACACAACAGAGAGAAGGAGGUUGCACAGCUAAUCCCCUCUGUUUCUGAGCCGCAGCCAAAGCGCCGUAAAAGAGACUCACCACUAGAGGAGGCCGUACUAAAGGACUUGAUCAAGGACUUGGAGGCUGGAAGCGAGGUUUCUGUGGUCGAGCUGCACACUCGUCCACAUGCAGAGGAAGAGGUCGAGGAGGAUCCAGGACACGCUGACAAGACAUCAGGUGUCGACACGGUCAGAGGAGAUGGGACUCCAGGUGAAGUGCAUCCUGGGACAGAUGAGGACAUGGGGGAGGAGGAGGGUGAUGAGGAGGGAGAGAAUACAGACUUGGUCCAUGAGACACCUGCGAGGCCAGGGAUUUUGACUCGACUGGCCAGGCACGUCUUCCCUUUCUCCCUGUUCUUCAAAGACCCCUGA